Molecule: messenger RNA, 1973 nt
Organism: Xenopus tropicalis (tropical clawed frog)
Lineage: Eukaryota; Metazoa; Chordata; Amphibia; Anura; Pipidae
Exons: 3
Coding region: 27-614 (195 amino acids)
Source: RefSeq, a predicted model, not a curated record
GCCCUGGUUUGUGUUGGUGCUUAGGAAUGCUCUGGGCGCUCAGUAGUACAGGUAGAGGAGUAACACGGUGCCAGUACUUACCCGGUAGAAGCGCUAUGGCAGAUCCGGCCCAGAGGAGAGUCACUUCGUGCCUAUUGAGCCGCUUUGCCCCCGGCCCGUCUCUGGCGGAGCUGCAGGCGAGGGAGAGGCGCUUCGUUCUGGACUGUGUGGCGGUGGAACGGAUUUCCAGAGACUACAGCGGCUCCCUGCCCAAGCUCGGCUCCGUCAUCCCCCCGUACAACUCCCAGCGGGACCCCCAUGUCAGAGCCUAUUUCCACUCCCGGCCGGUCCCCCCGCUGCUGCAGAAGACUGGGCAGUCUCAUGGAGGGACAUCUACCUAUGGGGAACUGGCUGAUCGCUUCCAGUACAAAGGAGCUGCCGCUCUGUAUCUGCUUACCAGGAAUAACGCAGGGGCAGGCCAUUCUCCCGAGCACAAUAGAGGCCAUGGCUUCUUCCUUUCCUCUGUUAAACCCGUGUUUGGAUACAAUGGGCAAUUUGGCUACAGAAGAAACACACCCUCCCUACGACGAAUGCCCUCCCCGUUUGGCACUGUUACCCGCUCCCCACUGUAUUGAUUCUUUACCCAUGAUCUUUACAGUUUUUCCCACAUAAGGCAUCGCAUUGCAUUGUUUGUGCUAUAGUGGAAGUGGCCAUAAAGAAAUGUUUGCUUUCAUAUAAGAACCUAUGUACAGUCUAUGGUACGGAAAUUUAGAAUCGUAAUGCUCAGCAUUUUAACGUGCUGUAGGGAUACAGUUAUACUAGGGAUGCACCGGUUCCACUUUUUCGGAUUCGGCUGAACCUCCCUCGUAAGGGAUUCACCCGAAUAUCCUAAUUAGCAUAUACUAAUUAGGUUUUGGAAAGGUCAGAUGUCUGCGCGGCGAAAUAUUUUCAACUUCCACAUUUACAAAAAGUCACAUGAUUUUUAGGAUUCGAUUUUGGUUCACCCAGGAGCAUGGAUUCGCCGAAUCCUGACGAUAAAGGCAGAAUCUUGGCCAAAUCCUGAACCGAUUCCUGGAUUCAGCGCAUCCCUAAAUUAUACCCACAUAUCUCCUUUUAUACAUUUCUAAUUAGCUGUACCGGUUUACAUAAACUUGCUUUUUUAAAACUGCUGUAAAGCUGGUUCCUUUGCCUGGCUAUACUUUUACAAGCUAAACACAGGCUGCUGCCACUCCUGACCAAGUCAGUAGCUUAUUGGCCAAUGUUUGGGGCCAAUAUUACAACAUCCCUUGCUGUUAUUUGAUUGGGGACCUCAUCAGAAAGGAUGGAAAAUCCCAUUGCAUAAGCCCCCCAUUGAGCUGGGGAUGGGGUUUUCUCCCACAGAUCUGCAUGGGCCUCUCAUAGCCAUUAAUCAUAUCAGUAAAUUCAACAUAAUAAUAUGAUAAGGGGAAGGAAAACGCAUGAAGAUUCUCCAUUGAAAUUAAUGUUAUGUGUACAGUAAAUGGCUAAAUUCUGGGGCAAAUUGGUCAUCCAAAUACACUCUAUUAUAAAAAGAAUCCCUACAUCUGCCUGUCCAACAUCUCAUUUCUGAAACCAGGGGCAUUAAUAUCAGCCUAAUAUGUGGCUGAUCACACGUGGUGCCCAGGUACUGCAUUGGGGGUUCCUUGUCUUUUCAUUUAUGCCUCCCAUCUCCUUUAUAUUACACUCUUGCCCUGGUUUUCAAUUCUGUGCCCUCUCUUUAUACCCCCUACUUUAAAUGCCUCGCUCUUUAUAUCACUGUUUUAUUUAUAACGCCAGUUUAGCCGGUGUUUCUAGCAGGCGGUGUGUGUGCGCCAAGCUCUAAUGAAACUGGUUGCUUUGAAGUCCCGCUGGUUUUGUCUUUGGGCUGAACAUUCAUAAAAUAGACACUUCUGAUGGCCAAGUAUAUAGUGGCAAUUGAUGAAGCUUUAACUCUCUUUAUUGAACAUGAUCUAAUGAAAUAAACAAGGCAAUAUAAA